Molecule: messenger RNA, 1089 nt
Organism: Naegleria gruberi
Lineage: Eukaryota; Heterolobosea; Eutetramitea; Acrasida; Naegleriidae
Exons: 2
Coding region: 1-1089 (362 amino acids)
Source: RefSeq, a predicted model, not a curated record
AUGAAAACAAUUCUUCUUGUUAACAUUGCUCUCUUGUUCUGUUUGGGAUUGGUUUUGGCAGAUACCUAUGCUCCUCAACCACCAAAAGAACAUUGCUAUAAUAAGUGUACUCAUUACAAGACUGUUCAAGGUCAAUGUGUUGAUUUUGAAUGGACUGGCACUAAGAAACAAUGCUGUUUGUGGAAGACUGUUGGUCAAGGAAAAUGUGCUGAAUAUAAGAAGAUUUCCAAGUGUGACAAGUACAGUAAGGCAAGAACUCUCUGCUUGGGUCAUGGUUAUAAACAAGUUUGCAACAAGGUAACCAAACACAAGUUGUGUGCCAAAUACGAAUGGAAAGAAGUGUGUAAACAUAACGGAAAGAAUCAUGGUUGUGACAGUUAUGGUUAUCACUUUAUCUGUACCAAGACUGACAAAUCUCAAGGAUGUUCAUUGUAUACCUAUGUUCCAAGAAUCAAACAUCAUUACAAGAGAAGAUGUUCCAAAUAUUCCAUUCAACAAUACUGUGCCAAGUAUAAGAAGAUUUACAAGACUGUUAGAAGAUGGGUUCCAGUCAGUAAGAAACAUUACAAGGGUUGGAUUGAUCAUUAUUACAAGCAAGUUUUGGAAAAGAAGUUCCACACUAUUUGUGUUGCCUAUGCCAAGAAGAAGACUUGUACUGCUCACCAACGUGUCAAAUUCUCAAAGAAGAUUGGUUAUGACAAGAAGUGUGUCAAAUUCUUUGAAAAGAAGUAUUGUAUUGCCAAGAAGAGAGUUAAAUUCUGUGAAAAGUGGUCUCCAAACAAAUUCUGUGAUUUGAAGGAAAGAGUUAGAGUUUGCAUCAAGCACAGAGUUCAAAAAUUCUGUUGUGAUUAUAAGGCUGUUCCAUUCUGUACUCAAUACAAGACAUUGAAACCAAGAUGUAUCAAGAAAUCUCACAAGAAGAUUUGUGUCAAGAAGUCUAAAGGUUAUAAGGUUUGUGCCAAGUAUGAAUUCGUUGGAGGAAAGAAGGUAUGUAAGAAGUAUGCUGAAAGAAGUGUCUGUGCUAAGAAACAAAAGGUCUGUACCAAGAUUGACACUUACAAGAAGGUUGAUACCUAUGCAAAGAAAUAA